GGAGUACAUCCCCUCUGGCUGCUGGAGUUUGAAUUCCUUUGUUCCUCAGAGUACCAUGUGCUCCAUGAGGCACUCUGACACUCUCUGUUCUAGCAUGCUGGCCUAUUAGUUCUUCCAUAUAACCACGGAUGACGUGUAUGAACACCGGAGAUUUCUUAUGACAGGACCUGUCAUACUUUCCAAGUUUAUUUAUUUCUCAUGCACCUUACACAGGGCGUAAUUUUAAAUCGCUUGAAAGAACUUUCAGUUGCAGUUGGUUUUCCCCAUGACAAUAAAGUUAUUUUCCCGUCCUGUAGUCGGAUGAGUGCUAUGUCUUUCGGGAACACGUAGUAGGGGGGUAGAUGGAACCAUUCGGCAAACAUAUUUUUUUAGUAGCACAAGGGCCAUUAAGGACUUAGGAGCCCAUAUGUACUAGAGUUCGGUCAGGUGGGUGUUGGGGACCCCCCACCCCCUCUGUCAUCAUAAUCAGGACAUUGAUACUAAACCAAGUGAAACAUAGAAGACUUUUGGUGAUGCCCUCACCUUGUCUAGGUUUGUUAUGUCCUAAGUGGUAUCAAGCAACAUACAUAAUGCCUGGCCAGAUUUCCACAAACAACUUCUCCAAGUUCCUCUUGACACCAUUUGGGCUAGAAGUGAGAACAUUGAUUCUAGACCAGGUGAGAAGUAGACAUUUGCUUCUCAUGGUGCCCUUAACAGUCUCCAGGUUUAGUAUGUCCAAGUGGUACUCCCUGCCUAGCCAACAUCAACACACGCUUCUCCAAAGUUUUCUACAUAGACCAUUUGGACUUGAAAUGAGGACAGUGAUUGACUUUAAACCAGAUGAGAAUUAGAAGGUGCUCCUCAUGAUGAUGGUGGUGGUCCUCCACCAUUCUCCAAGUUUAGAAUGUCCAAGUGGUAUUGAGUACAAGCACCUUCUCCACUCCAUUCCUGGCCAACAUCAACACACAGACUUCUCCUAAUUCCUCUACACAUCAUUUGGACUUGAAACGAGGACAGUGAUUGACUUUAGACCAGAUGAGAAUUAGAAGGUGCUCCUCAUGGUGCGCUCACCAUUCUCCAAGUUUAGAAUGUCCAAGUGGUAUCGGGCACAAGCACCUUCUCCACUCCAUUCCUGGCCAACAUCAACACACAGAUUUCUCCUAAUUCCUCUACACACAAUUUGGACUUGAAAUGAGGACUGUGAUUGACUCUAGACCACCUGAGAAGUGACAACACUAUUUAUGGUGCCCUCACUGUUCUAGAGGUUGAUAUCCAGGUGGUAUGGGGCAAAUAGGACCUGCUUGACUUGCUGCCUGACUAGCACAAACACAUUUUCUCCUAAUUCCUCUUGACCCUCUUAUUUUUUUCAAAUGAGGACAGUGAUUGACUGUAGACCAGAUAAGAAGUGGAAGGUCCCCUUUAUGGUGCCUUCACCAUUCUCCAGGUGUUAUGAGGUAACUAAGGACCUCCCUCACUUGCUGCCUGACUAGCACCAACACAUUUUCUCCCAGUUCCUCUUGACCCCAUUUGAAUUGAGGACAGUGAUUGACUGUAGAUCAGAAGUGGAAGGCCCCCUUUAUGGUGCCUUCACCAUUCUCCAGGUGUUAUGGGGUAACUAAGGACCGCCUUCACUUCCUGCCUGACUAGCAUCAACUACAGAUUGGUUCUCCCAACUCCUUCUGACCCCAUUUGGACUAGGAGGAAGAGGUUGUUUGUUGUCUGACCCCAGUUACUUAUUAUGGCGUAUGAGUCUUCGGGAUAUCAUCACCUACAGAUUGAAUGUUUAGUUCCUCUGUCAGGCAGUGAGACUGAGGAUGAUGAUGGUAUGGAUAUUCCGCUAGACCUUUCCUCCACUGCUGGCUCAGGGAAGAGGAGGCGGCGAGGAAAUCUACCCAAAGAGUCGGUCCAGAUUCUGCGAGACUGGCUGUAUGAACAUCGAUACAAUGCCUACCCCUCAGAACAAGAGAAGGCUCUUCUGUCCCGGCAGACUCAUCUCUCUACUCUACAGGUCUGUAACUGGUUCAUCAAUGCACGGCGUAGGCUUUUGCCUGAUAUGUUAAGAAAAGAUGGCAAGGAUCCGAAUCAGUUCACCAUUUCUCGAAAAGGGGCCAAAAUCACUGAUGUGAUCCAGAUGGACUCUCCUACAGGGACAAAGCCUUACAUUCCCACUAUAGAUGAAAACUCUUUUUGCAUCAGUUCAACGGGAUCUAACCAGAACUCAGGGAAGUUACUGGCCUCUCAACUGUCUUCUCAGCAGUCUCUUCUGGCUCGCCCCUCAGUCAUCUGUCAUACCACUGUAACAUCACUAAACGAUGCUCCUUUCAACUUCACCCAUGUGUUGAAUGCUGGACAGAUCCCAGACCAGCAGCAGUCCGAGGCAAACAACCUAACAGAGACCUCACUUGUAUGCCACGAAGACACUAUUAAAUUAGGACAAAAUUCAAGCCCACAAAGCGGACUUUUCAACACUCCUCCACCUACCCCACCAGAUCACAAUCAGGAUUUCAGUGGCUUCCAGUUAUUGGUUGAUGUUGCCCUCAAACGAGCAGCAGAGAUGGAGUUGCAGUCGAAACUCUUGACCUAACUUCCCCCCACUUGUAAAGUGUUCAGAACAUUUCCUUUUGAACUGCUCAAGUUGAUAUGUUGAUAUCAAAGACCUUUUUGCAUUUUUUUUUUAUAAAUAUAUAUUCGUGUUAUUUGCACACGGGAUUGUCAAAAGUGAAGCUUUCUUGACAAAAAGUCUUACCCCUUUCAAUUGAAGACUUCUUUUUUUUUUUUUUUCUUUCUUAGCCCCCUAAAAACAUAAACUGUGACCUACAGCUUUUGACUUUUUUGUUAAGAUUCUCUGUAGCUGUUUCUAAAGGAUGUUGAGUUUCAAAACUUUUUUCAUGGGCUCAUUCAAACUUUCAAUAACUUAAACUCAGGGGUGAAGGAGAGCUAAUAGCAAGUAUUUUGUUUGUGUGAUUGUAUAUAUUAUACAGUUACACCUACUUCGACUAUAUACUGUAUUUUCAUUCCAAUGUUUCUAUAGGAUAGAGCUACUGUAGAAACAGGCGUUAUGUUUCUUGGUAGAUUUUGCUGAAAUGUGAGAUACUUCCCAAGAUUGUGACUUUUUUUAUGACAUUUUUUGGUACCUUUUUCAGACUGUGCAAUAUUAAAGGAAAAACAAACCCCAGACAUUUUAUCAUUCCAGAGCAGCAGAUCAUGCUCACAUACUGUCUACCACAUUUUCGUUUUUUCCAUUUUUUUUUUUUCAGUAUAUUAUAAAAUAUUUUGUUUAAAGUUAAUGUAAAAAAUUUGUUUUUGUUACUUGGGAAUGGCAUUAGAAUACCAUGUAACUGGAUACUGUUCCCUUUUUGGACUAUUAACUGCAAUGUAAAGAAUUUUUCUUUGACAUGUA
This is a messenger RNA of Rana temporaria (common frog), 3379 nucleotides long. It is a transcript of the gene TGIF1, whose product is annotated as TGFB induced factor homeobox 1. NCBI's taxonomy places the organism in Eukaryota, Metazoa, Chordata, Amphibia, Anura, Ranidae. Gene Ontology annotation, biological process: regulation of transcription by RNA polymerase II. The transcript has 3 exons. Gene Ontology annotation, molecular function: RNA polymerase II cis-regulatory region sequence-specific DNA binding; DNA-binding transcription factor activity, RNA polymerase II-specific. The coding region runs from base 1718 to 2563 and encodes 281 amino acids. The record is from RefSeq and is a predicted model, not a curated record.